Molecule: messenger RNA, 2645 nt
Organism: Seriola aureovittata
Lineage: Eukaryota; Metazoa; Chordata; Actinopteri; Carangiformes; Carangidae
Gene: dhx32a
Product: DEAH (Asp-Glu-Ala-His) box polypeptide 32a
Exons: 11
Coding region: 349-2574 (741 amino acids)
Cellular component (GO): spliceosomal complex; intracellular anatomical structure
Molecular function (GO): RNA binding
Source: RefSeq, a predicted model, not a curated record
GGCUCGCGGACACUGGGCUCAGUGGUGAAUGUGAAGCCCUAAGCAAAUCAAAACACGUGUGAAGCCACGCUGGGGGAGAGAAAUUACGCACCGGUGAGCACCGCGCGUCCGCCAGCUUCAAACUGCACAACUCCAAACUUUGAACCGCUUAAUACGUAGUAUAGUUUUAGCAAAAACGAAGAGGCAGAAGCAGAGAGAUAUUGUGGUUAAUCGUUUUCUUUUAAAUAGCUUGUACCCGGUUUCAUCUGAGUGGACCAGUAGCUCUGAGUGGUGUGGAGAAGAAAAAGAAAAAAGAAAAGAAAAAAACAUUCGUGCGCUUUCGUCCUGAUUCGCAAAUAUAAAUGUGUCAUGUCGGGGGAAAAUAAUCCAGCGGAGCCAGACGUUAACCUUGAAAGUGAAGACUGUCCCGGGGAAGAUGUACCCGGCUUUGGAGAUGAUCUGGAGUUAAAUCAGUUCGAUGGACUGCCCUUUUCCUCGCGUUACUACAAAUUACUAAAAGAGAGGAAGACUCUUCCUGUGUGGGAGGUCAGGCAAGAGUUUGAGGAUGCUCUGGUAAACAACCAGCUGGUUAUUGUGUGCGGGACCGCAAAGACUGGGAGGAGUACACAGAUCCCUCAGUGGUGCGCGGAGUUCUGCCUGUCGGCCCAGUACCAGCACGGCAUGGUGGUGUGCACGCAGACCAACAGGCAGCAGGCUGUAGAUCUGGCCUUGCGUGUGGCUGAUGAAAUGGACGUCAACAUAGGCCAUGAAGUGGGUUACACCAUCCCUCUGGAAACUUGCUGCUCCUCCGACACUGUUCUGAGAUAUUGCACUGAUGAUAUGCUGCUGAGAGAGAUGAUGUCAGACCCUUUUCUGGAGCACUAUGGGGCCAUUGUUAUCGACCAGGCCCACGAGAGGACAGUUAGCACAGACAUACUACUAGGUCUCCUCAAGGACAUCCUGCUGCAGAGGCCUGACCUCAGGGUGGUGGUCCUCGCCGUCCCGCCCAUGACCGACAAGCUGCUGGGCCACUACGGCAGCGUCCCUCUCAUCAGUCUGGAGGCCUCGUGUCCUGCUGAAGUCGUCCACAGCAGCAGCGGCAACAAAGACUACUUCUACUCGGCACUGAGACUGGUGCUGGAGAUCCAUCGAACCAAAGAGGACGGAGAUGCUGUUGUGUUUUUUGCCUCAGCUGAGGAGGUCCACUGCGCCCAAAGCAUCCUCCAGAGAGAGGGCACUAGGCUGGGAGCGGACUUGGGCGAGAUGGUGCCUGUAGUCCUGCACCCGAGCCAGGGAGGGUUACUGCCUUUCCUGACCAAGCAACCGGGCCCCGAUAGGUCCAGGAGAGUUUUCCUCUCUACCCAACAGGGGGAGGAUAUAUGGUGGGCUACAGAGUCCGUCAACUUUGUCAUUGACACGGGAGUCCAGAAAAAACUGGUGUACAAUCCAAGAAUAAGAGCCAACUCGGAGAUACUCCGACCCAUAAGUCAAUGUCAGGCAGAUGUACGUAAGCAGCUGUCUGGGCCAACAGGCAAAUGUUUCUGCUUGUAUCCAGAGGAGAGCCAGCUUCCUGCAGAGAACUCCCCGCUGAUCUUGGAGUCCAACAUUACACCAACAGUCCUCUUCCUAAAAAGGAUAGAGAUAGCCGGCCUGGGCCAGUGCGACUUCAUCGACAGACCGGAUCCUGAGGGUCUCAUGCAGGCGUUAGAGGAGCUGGACUACCUCGCCGCUUUGGAUGACGAUGGAAACUUGUCUGAGAUUGGCAUCAUAAUGUCUGAAAUCCCCCUGGAGCCUCAGAUGGCCAAAGCCCUUCUAGCGUCCUGCGAGUUUGACUGCGUGAGUGAGAUGCUGACAAUCGCAGCGAUGCUGUCAGCGCCAAGCUGCUUCCUGAAGCCCCCUGCCUCCAUGACCCACGAGGCCGUCCAGUGUCACAGAAAGUUCCAGCACCCUGAAGGCGACCACUUCACCCUCAUAAAUAUCUACAACGCCUUCAAACAAAGCCAGAGAGAGCAAUACUUCAGUGUUGAAAAGUGGUGCCAGGACUAUUUCCUGGAUCACUCUGCCCUGAAGACAGCUGAGGCCAUUAGAUCAGAGUUGACCGACACUUUGAACAGGAUCGAGCUUCCCAUCUCUGACCCCUCCUUUGGAACCAAGACGAACACCCUCAACGUCAAAAGAGCUCUACUGGCCGGGUUCUUCAUGCAGAUCGCUCGAGACGUGGACGGAUCAGGGAAUUACUUCAUUCUGACACACAAGCACAUGGCGCAGGUGCACCCGCUCUCCAGCUACGGGGCUCAGUCGCAGAAGCUUGGCCUGCCGGAGUGGGUUGUUUUCCACGAGUACACCCUGUCAGAGAACAACUGCAUGAGGACAGUGUCAGAAAUUUCCCCUCAAGUGUUCAUUCAAAUGGCACCACUGUAUUUCUUCUACAAUCUGCCCCCUAGUGAAAGCAAAGACAUACUGCAAGACUUGUUGGAGCCGGAUGGAUCCAGAAAAUGUAAAGAUGAGAAACAAAAAACUGCAGCUGCCGGCGGCGACGCCAGCGGCGGCUGUGCAGUGAUGCCGCAGACUUAUGACAGAUGUGUGAUUCAAUGAUGUGAAGUUCUGGGCUCUUAUAAUAAUCUUAUCGCCAAAUGCAUAUAUGCUUGUAAAAUAUUUAUCGUCAA